Molecule: messenger RNA, 528 nt
Organism: Peronospora belbahrii
Lineage: Eukaryota; Oomycota; Peronosporomycetes; Peronosporales; Peronosporaceae
Source: the annotation of a GenBank genome assembly
AUGAAUCCAGUUAAUACAAACUCUGAACACUCGUCAUGGAAGACGGGAAAUCCAAAUCAAGCGCGUGACGCCAUUUCAUGGCACGCUUAUACGAGUGGGUUAAAAUCCGGUGCCAUUACCGCCGUCUUUGCUGCUGCCAUGGUGGGUCUAAGUAAUAAAUAUUGGCCGGCAUUUCGCAACCGUUUGGGUGUUAGCGGUAAGACGGCAUUGGUCGUGUCGCCAUUCCUAGGCGCUUUUACGAUUGUGGCUGAAAACCGUUUGAUGCACGGGGCUCGGAAUCCCGAGAUGUAUAUGGCUACACUUGAAGGAGGCUCAUAUAUGGCACCGGAGAAGAAGGCGUCGCAGCUCAAAUUUUGGCAGAAAAGCGCCAACUUUCUGUACGAUCACCCGUACCGUGCUCUGGUUACGAUCAUGCACACACGUAUUUAUGGCCAAGCUUCGGUAGUUGUGUUGCUACUGAGCUCUAUGGCUUUCCAUGAUUAUAUGGCCAAGCGUGGCAAGUUCACGAUCGAGGACAAGGAGGAUUAG